CCCCACCAAUCGCCGGUGCUCGAGUCCAAAGACAUCAAGAAGAACUGGAAACCCCGCAAAAAGAGACAGUGUCCCGAGUGCAAGCUCUACUUCUCCAACCUCGCCACCCACAAGUCAACCCACCUCAAGCCCACAUCCCGCCCACACAUCUGUAAAUAUUGCAACCGGGGAUUUGCUCGACCCAACGACUUGUUCCGCCACGUCAAGUGCCACUGGAAGGAGAUCGGCAGCGACAAGGGACAGUUCAAGUGUCCGUUCAAAAACUUGGACACGCCAGACAGCUCGCUCGACUCACCUCCCCAAGCCAGCGACCACUGCUGUCACAACACCGGCAUUUUCUCGCGGUGUGACACCUUCAAGAACCACCUCAAGGCCAUUCACUUCCAAUACCCCAACGGCACCAAAAAAGACCAGCGGACAAAGGUGGUGGGCAAGUGUCGGAUGUGUCAGCUUGACUUCAAGAACGUGGACGACUGGAUGGCCAACCACAUCGAGAAGAAUGAAUGUCCC
Messenger RNA from Suhomyces tanzawaensis NRRL Y-17324, 510 nucleotides. It is a transcript of the gene STP4, whose product is annotated as Stp4p. Gene Ontology annotation, cellular component: nucleus. The record is from RefSeq and is a predicted model, not a curated record. Gene Ontology annotation, molecular function: DNA-binding transcription factor activity, RNA polymerase II-specific; RNA polymerase II cis-regulatory region sequence-specific DNA binding. NCBI's taxonomy places the organism in Eukaryota, Fungi, Ascomycota, Pichiomycetes, Serinales, Debaryomycetaceae. The transcript has a single exon. Gene Ontology annotation, biological process: regulation of transcription by RNA polymerase II. The annotation marks the transcript as partial.